Molecule: messenger RNA, 3003 nt
Organism: Anopheles coustani
Lineage: Eukaryota; Metazoa; Arthropoda; Insecta; Diptera; Culicidae
Product: bumetanide-sensitive sodium-(potassium)-chloride cotransporter-like
Exons: 7
Coding region: 1-3003 (1000 amino acids)
Biological process (GO): sodium ion transmembrane transport; potassium ion import across plasma membrane; sodium ion homeostasis
Cellular component (GO): membrane
Molecular function (GO): sodium:potassium:chloride symporter activity
Source: RefSeq, a predicted model, not a curated record
AUGGUGCGGCAUGAUGCCAAAGCUGGGACUGGGCAAGGGUUUGUUAACCCAACGGUCACCAUAUCGGACGAAGCUGUCGUGCUGGAGAUGAAUAAUGGCAACGGAGACACCCGUGUACAUCGCGAUAGUUUGCUAGGAUUGAGUGAACCGCUACCUCGCUUGGAUCAUUACCGGGCCUCGCAGCGCAAUGCGAAGCGUCCCUCAAUCGGUGUGCUGCACGGUGAUCGCGACUCCAAGGAUGGCCAACCCGACGAACAGCUGGAGGAGGAUACGAAGGCACCGGGACACGCCAUCCGGCUGGGCUGGGUUCAGGGCGUCCUCACCCCGUGCCUGCUGAACAUCUGGGGUGUUAUGCUGUUCCUGCGUCUCAGCUGGGUCGUUGGCGAGGCGGGCAUCAUCCAGACGUUGAUCAUCAUCGCACUGUCCUAUCUGGUGUGCGUGAUGACCACGCUCUCACUGUCCGCCCUCUGCACGAACGGGCAGAUCAAGAGUGGCGGCCUGUACUACAUCAUAUCGCGGUCGCUCGGGGCUGAGUUUGGCGCCUCGGUUGGCAUUGUGUUCGCCUUUGCCAACUCGGUCAACGCGGCUAUGAACACGAUCGGUUUCUGCAGCUCUCUCAACGAUCUACUGAAAAGUCUCGACACGAAGAUCGUCGACGGUGGCGUGAACGAUAUCCGCAUCGUGGGAUCCAUCUUUCUCCUGCUCAUGAUCAUCAUUUGCGCCAUCGGAAUGGACUGGGAGGUGAAGGCCCAGAACUUCCUGCUCGUGCUGAUCGUAGUGGCGAUCUUCAACUUCAUUAUCGGUGCGAUCAUCGGUCCGGGCGGCUCGGAGGAGGAUAUCGGCAAGGGUUUUCUCGGUAUUUCGGGGGCAUUGCUGGCCGCCAACAUGGGACCGGGGUAUACGAUCAUGAACGGGGUGCAGCAAAACUUCUUCAGCGUGUUCGCCAUCUUCUUCCCGAGCGUGACCGGUAUUCAGAGUGGAGCGAACAUCUGUGGCGAUCUGCGCGAUCCCGCGUCGGCCAUCCCGAAGGGUACGCUAUGGGCUUGUCUCAUCUCGGCCAUCUCGUACGUGCUGUUCUCUUUCAUGGCUGCUGGUUCCGCGGUGCGGGAAGCGUCUGGAAAUGCUAGCGAUUUGGUGGGCGUUACAUUCGCCAGCUGUGCGGGAGGAAACUGUACCACCUAUGGGUUGCUCAAUGACUACACUGUCAUGCAGCUGAUCUCGCUCACCAGUGCGAUCACAUACGCCGGUUGCUGGGCGGCCACACUCAGCACGGCCCUGACGAACAUCCUGUCCGUGCCGCGACUGAUUCAGGCUCUCGGCAUCGAUCGCAUCUACCCGGGGCUGAUCUUCUUCUCCAAGGGCUACGGUAAGCACGGCGAACCGUACCGCGGCUACGGGUUGGUGUUCUUCGUGUCGCUCAUCUUUAUCCUGAUCGCCGAUCUGGACGCGAUCGCUUCGCUCAUCACCAACCUCUACCUGGCGUCGUAUGCGUUCAUCAACUUUUGCACGUUCCAUGCGGCCACCGUGAAGCCUCUCGGCUGGCGACCAACCUUCCGCUACUACCAUCCGUACGUCAGCCUGCUCGCUACCGUGCUGUGCGUGGCGAUCAUGUUCCUGAUUUCGGUCGUCUCGUCCUUCGUCGCGAUGGCGUUCAUCUUCGUGCUGUACCUGGUGGUCGUGUACCGGAAGCCGGACGCCAACUGGGGUUCGUCGGUGCAGGCGCAAGCCUACAAGACGGCACUCAACUCGACGCUCAACCUCGAGGGUACUGGCGAUCACGUGAAAAACUAUCAGCCACAGAUCCUCGCCAUCGCCGGCGAUCCCAUGCAACGGCCGGCGCUCAUCGAUCUUGCCCAUCUGAUCACGAAGCACAGCGCGCUGAUGGUGAUUGGUAAUAUCAUACCCCAGCGGUUGCCGUACAAGCGACGCCGUACCCUGUCCGAUAUGGGCAAGAGCUACCUGAAGGACUCCAACAUUCGGGCGUUCUACAAGGUUGUCGACGGAGUGGACUUUGACCAGGGAGCCAGAUCGUUGAUACAGUCGACCGGCUUCGGUCGCCUAGCUCCCAAUAUUCUGAUGCUUGGGUACAAAAACAAUUGGCGUACUGCUGGACACAACCAGUUGAAUGCCUACUACAAUACACUGCACACCGCAUUCGACAACCGUCUCGCAUUGCUGAUCCUGCGUAUGGGCAAGGGAUUGGACAUCUUCAAGGGGCUCUCGAGUACUGACCUCUACAAUCCGGUACCAUCGCCCCAGGAGACGGCCAUUGCGGUCCCCAAGCGGAUGAUCGCCCGACGUUCGCUGAUGCCGGUCAACUCGAACCUCGACCUGCACGAGCUGAUGCAAUCGACGCGCUCCAGCCAGACGUCACCGGCACCGACGUUCCAUGCCGCUCCAGCCUUUGACUAUCCGCCACCGCAGGUCACGGCCGAGCCGGAAGCGAACCUGUUCAAGCAGAAGCAACCGAAGGGCACCAUCGAUGUGUGGUGGUUGUACGACGACGGUGGUCUAACGAUGCUCCUACCGUACAUCAUAACAACCCGCUCGAAGUGGGAAAAGUGUAAGAUACGGGUGUUUGCGCUCUCGUCGGUCAACCUCCAGGAAGAGGAAAAGAAUCUGAAGAUCCUGCUAGACAAGCUACGCAUCAGCUACCUUAGCCUGACGAUGGUCACGGUGACGGAUAAACCGAUGGAGUCGACAAUCCUGGAACAUCGUGAGGUGCUGCGUACCGUGACCGAUAGCAACGACGAUCUGCCCGUGCUGUCCGAGGCGGAGAAGCACCAGCUCGAGAUCAAAACCAACCGCCAACUGCGCCUCCGGGAGUUGCUGCUGGAGCACUCGAAGUCGGCCACGCUUAUCGUCAUGUCCAUGCCCGUCCCGCGACAGGACACCGUGUCGGCCGUUCUGUACAUGUCCUGGCUGGAGAUGUUAACCAAGGACAUGCCACCGUUCCUGCUCGUGCGCGGUAACCAAACGGAAGUGCUCACGUUCUAUUCUUAG